Ceratitis capitata (Mediterranean fruit fly) is the source of this 3878-nucleotide messenger RNA. RefSeq lists its product as hypothetical. The transcript is spliced from 16 exons. The record is from RefSeq and is a predicted model, not a curated record. Lineage: Eukaryota; Metazoa; Arthropoda; Insecta; Diptera; Tephritidae. Gene Ontology annotation, molecular function: microtubule binding. The coding region runs from base 1564 to 3588 and encodes 674 amino acids. Gene Ontology annotation, biological process: negative regulation of centriole replication.
UUUAGAAAAAACAAAAUUGAAAUUUGUUUGCGGUUGCGAGCUGCUCCUUUUCUCGAACUCUAAUAUGUAUACAUUUGUUAUCAUAUUCGAAACUAAAUCUUUUUUGACACUAUAAAUAAAAUAAGAAACCGUUACAGAACUCGAAAGGACACCAAUUUGCCUUCGCCACAAAACAAUGGAACGAAAAGAAAAGCCGAAACAGAAUCAAGGCAUACGUAUAAAUAUGCGGCAAUUUCCCGGUUAGCAUGCGCGGCGAUUUCAAACCAUAUGACUGCGACAAUCAGCAGUUACAAUAAGAACAAUAACGAAUAGCAAAAACAGCAGUUGAAGGCAAUGCCAAGCGCCAUCAUUGGAAGGAAUAGCAACAAUUGCUUUGGCUAUUCAUUCCAGUUAUAUGUACGUGCACACCUUCGCACGUACAUGCAUUAACCACUCCUUUCGCGUUAGCUGUGGCGGUGGGAGGAGAAGGGUGAGUGGCUUUUGAGUUCAUUCUGAGGUAAAUCGUAAGAGACGAUUCAAACUUCCAGCCAUGCAAUGAUGGUCGAGAUUGCUAAAAGUCAACUUGACAAAGGGACCAGUCGUGUUCGUACCGUCGUCGAGUCGUGUUGUUUAUCGUGAAUUAUCGGACGCGUCGUUGCGAAGCGAAAAUCCAACAACAAAUAGUAGAAGAGUAAAAGAAUUUUAAACUUGGCAGAAGAAAUUUUCAUUUCAAAACCUACAAUUUUUAAACAAAUGGCUUAAAAAUAUCGAAAAGAAUUGCAAAUUGAUGGAAAUUGAACCAAACACGUACGAAAAUCAAUGAUUUUGUGCAAAAAUUGGUGAAAAAUACGUUUUGCCUUCACUUGCUAUCCACGUCCCAAAAGAAGACCCAGUUGAACCCACACACAAUUGCACCCAACUUCAAAUAUAAAUACUCGAAGGACAUACAUACAUAAAUUUGGCAUUUGUUUGUAUGUAUGCUAAUUGAAAGCGAAAAUUGCAAACAUACACAUCUUAGUGACUUAAUUUAAUCGCACUUUUGUUGUUGUAAUUGUUAUGCAGCCACGUGCGUACACGUUUUCAAACAGAAAAACAUUAUCUUCGCCGUUGGCUAUACAACUUGGUUAACAAGAGUUCUACAACUGCCACACAAUAAGCGAAUUGGUGAGAGGAAGAAAAAAAAAAUUAAAAAGAAAAACGCAACGCAUGUUUUCUCUGUCUCUACAUACAUAUAUUCAUACUUAACAAUACAAUACGCAAUAAAACAAACACUUUGUAGUCCACUUUUUAGACCAGGAAGACACACACUUGUUUCUCAAGUUACGCGUAAAAUAAUCGCAUCGCGAAAAACGUAAUAAAAUAUUCGGCGCCACAUUUGUCGCAUCAAUCGGCGCCAUCCAACCCACACCGUCAAGCAGUCCUCCCUCGAUAAGCUGAUAUAUUGCGUACAAUCACAGUGCAUUUCCAGCUAAAAUUUGUGGCUUGCCUUCCGCAGUGUCAUCGCCAUUCGUUUAAUAUCGGAAACUUUUUGCCUGGUGAUUUGGUUUUAAUAAGUUUUUGUGCUAAAAAGUAAAAACCUUCCUUAUGAUCGGAUCAUUUUGGAAUUUGUGUAGAGCGUGCCCAUCAAUGCCGGUCGACAAGCAGCUCCAUUCGGAGUAUCGGAGCACUUAUCGCUGGCAUGAGUUCACAGGCAAUUCGCGGCCAGAAGUGGUGCGUCGCGCGCCAGCGCCCAAUCCAAGUCAAUUUAUCGCCUCAUUAACAGGUCCAACGAAUGAGCCACCAUUACCAAGGCGGAAAAAAUGUCCAGAAUUGGCGUACAAGUCGCACGAAUUUAUAAUUGGCUCGGAGUAUACAGAUGCGAGAGGUGGACAUGCCGGAGCCAAUCGAUUAGCAAGGUCUGAGGAACGCGGUGGUACACCAUCACGCAGGAGUAAAUCAGAGGGACCGCCAGCUGUGCCCAAUGGACGUGCAUAUGCCAUACCAGAGGAAGUUGAUGGAACGGCAAAAAAACAGGCGGGUGAGUCAAGUGGCCUAUUCAAAAAGACCAUAUCAAAAUUGAGCACAGAAUAUCGUUUGCAAUUCGUUUGGCCCAAUGUCCGACGAAUAAAGGGCAUUGAGGCCGGCGAUGCGGCGGAUUACCCCAGAAAAUCAAUAUCUAUGGGGGCGCUCAAAGCUAGUCAACAACAACAGCAACAGCAGCAACAACUGCAUCUCAGGCAACACCCACAACCGGCGAUGCCAACAGUUCAUAAAAAACGUACAACAAAUCAGAAAGAAGCUACACUACAUGAGUUGGAGCCGCUGGUUAGCGAUGCAGAAGAAAGCAAACCACAAGAAAAACAAGUGACCAUUGUGGAGAAGGUUGAACGAAAAACGACCAUAAGACCAUUCUCGCAGACUUUCGAUCAGGAGCGCGCCAAUCACUUCAUCACCAAGAAGGAGAAUUUCGGCUUUGAUGAGAUUAAGAGCGGCAAGGUCGGCGAUGAAGUGGACAACAAGCAGCAGCCGGAAAAGGAAGUGCUUUUGAACGGCACUGCACCGCCACGUUCGCAGCCGAACUUGGACUUGUGGUUCAAGGAAGUGGUCGAGUUGCGAAAGAAGGCUGGCGAGUAUAAGUGUCGCGGCUGGGGUAUAGAAAUCGAUCCAGAGCUGUAUAAGAAGCAGAAGGAUCUUUGGGAGCAGGUUUCCAAGCGCAGUUCACUGUCCGCCUUAUCAUUAGCAUCUUCCGUGCACAGACCUAUUACUAAGGAGGAGAAGGAGCAGGAGAAUAAUAAAAAAUCUGUACCAUUAAGUAAAGCCACACAAAAAACUCGAGUUCCUGGCCAUGCCCAUAUGCUUGAUAAUAAAGAUGAGAUUUCCGCACUGCCAGCUCGUUUUAGCAAUAUACGUCAUCAUUUGGAGCGCACCACUGGUCCUGAUGUUGAGGAGGGUGCACUCUUGCCAUCGCCAACACGCGAAAAGUUAAUGCCGGCUAUUACCAAACGUGAGUCAGAAUCACAACGUGGCAGCCCCAAAAAGACGGCCGCCUCACGACAUGGCUCACCCCAGAAGGGUAGUCCACAGAAGGGCAGUCCAAAGAAGGUGAUCAAAUCGCGUUCACAAUCCGUUGGUCCGGCUGAGCAUGUCUCGCCAAAACGUCAAUUACGUUCAGCCAGUACAGCGCCUAGCGCCCGGCUGACAGCUGGCAAGAAGACACCCACAGUAUCCCAUCAUACGUCAGCAACAACAGCAACAACAGGAACAGUCGAACGUAAGGCCAGACCAUACGAUGCCGAAGAUGGACGUGACACGGCAAUUUCAGUAUCGAGUUGCAGCCCUCAGCCGGUGCCCGAAAUUCCGGAUGAGCCUAUUGUUAAGUCGCCACCAGAGCCUACACGCGUUAAAUCGCCAGAACAAAUAUUGAUGCGUUCACCGGAUCCGGUCAACUGGACUGUGCCAUUGGAUACAGGGAAAACAUUUACUGUUACACAGAAUGUGAAAGAAGGUGAAAGCUAUAGUAGACCACAGAGUGAAAUAAAAGCUUCGACCCCGGUUGAGAAGCCACCACCACCACCACAAUCGGCACCGCCACAAUUAACCGAACAGGCUAAAAUGGACGGUAAGCCUUAAAGUCGCUUCUUCACCACAAAUAAUGAAAAUUCAAAAAAAUGCUAGCCAACUUAAGCAAAACAAAAACAAAAUAUCUAUCUUAUAUAUUAGAUAUAUACAUACUUAUAUAUAUUAAUUAUAUAUUUAUGAUAUAUAUACCGUAUCGCAUAAGAAAUCCAUAUCAAACUCAGACCAGCUUCUUCAAAUAUUCGUACUUAUUCGCUAUUCAUCAUUACAUUGCGCCAAUAGUCAAGUAAUUUAUAUACAUCUAUAUGCAUACUACAUAGCACAUAACAUACAUACAUAAGUAU